AUGGGUGUUCCCAAGUUCUUCAGAUGGCUCUCAGAGCGUUAUCCGGCCAUCUCGCAAGUAAUUGCGGAAAAUCGCAUCCCAGAAUUCGACUGCCUCUAUCUUGACAUGAAUGGUAUCAUCCACAACUGUACACACAAAGAUGCUGGCGAAGAUACUACUUUCCGACUCAGCGAAGAAGAAAUGUUUAUUCGCAUAUUCAACUACAUCGAACAUUUGUUUGGAAAGAUUAAGCCUAAGAAGCUUUUCUUCAUGGCAAUUGAUGGAGUUGCUCCCCGUGCCAAAAUGAAUCAGCAGCGUGCCAGACGUUUCCGAACGGCCCUGGAUGCCGAGAAAGCUCGCGACAAGGCGAUCCGUGAGGGAGUAGAGCUCCCAAAAGAAGAGCCUUUCGACAGCAAUUGCAUCACACCAGGCACUGAAUUCAUGGCGAAGCUGUCACAACAGCUCCGAUACUUUGUGAACAAGAAAAUCUCGGAAGAUACCGAUUGGCAGGGAUGUGACGUUGUCCUAUCUGGGCAUGAGGUUCCAGGUGAAGGAGAGCAUAAGAUCAUGGAGUACAUCCGAAACGCAAAGGCACAGCCAAACUACGACCCGAACGUACGACACUGCCUUUACGGUCUUGAUGCCGACUUGAUUAUGCUUGGACUUUUAAGCCACGAUCCUCAUUUCUGCCUGCUGCGUGAAGAAGUUACAUUUGGACGAGCCUCCAAGACGAAGUCAAAGGAACUUGAACAUCAAAACUUCUAUCUGCUCCAUCUCUGUAUUGUGAGGGAAUACCUGGAAAUGGAAUUUCAGGAGCUUCAGAAUAAAGAUGCUUUAAAGUUCCAAUUUGAUCUCGAAAGAGUCAUUGACGACUUCAUCUUGAUGGCAUUUUUCGUCGGAAACGACUUUUUGCCAAACCUUCCUGGAUUGCAUAUUAACGAAGGCGCUCUGGCGAACAUGUUCAGAAUUUACAAGUCUGUCCUUCCACAAUGUGAAGGCUACAUCAACGAGAACGGUGUUAUUCACCUUGACCGUUUGCAGCGUCUGCUCGACGAGCUCAGCAAGACAGAGCUGGACCACUUUGAAUAUGAAGUUUCUGAUCAACAGUGGUUUGCAUCCAAACAAAUGGAGAAGAAACUCGAACAAAAAAAUGGAGCCAAGCCGAGAUCGCAAAAGAAUAAUCAGAUGAUCAUGACUUCAUUUCAGAGAGAUUUAUGGAAACAAAAGAUUCGCCCUUUCAUCUCAAACAGAUCCCAGCAGCCACUGGACUUGGGAUCAGAUCUCAAGGCUGCGGAUCGAAAGUUUGCUCAAGAUCUUGCCGAGUCUAUGCACUUGGAGUGGUCUACCAAGGAAGACGAAGAGGGCAACCGUCGCCUUGUAAUCGCGUUCCCCCCUAAGAAGGAAACCAGCGACGGCGAGGACGAUGACGAAGAGGAAGGAAACCUCGCAGCUUAUCGUGUUAUGAAGUCCUAUGACAAAGCGACCAUUGCUGACGUUUCCCCCGAAGAUGCUGAGAAGCAAUAUGAAGAGCUAUACCAGCAAAAAUAUCAAGGCUGGAAGACUAAAUACUAUCUGCAAAAGUUUGAAGAAUGGCCUCAAGACAAAUAUGAGGAAGAACAAAAGAAACUCUGCGAGAAUUAUGUGCAAGGCCUACAGUGGGUGCUCUAUUACUACUACAAAGGCAUUGCCUCGUGGCCAUGGUUUUACGCCUAUCACUAUGCACCACUCACGUCGGAUGUUACCAAGGGCCUCAGUGCCGACCUGAACUUCAAGUUAGGUCAGCCCUUUAAGCCUAACGAACAACUCAUGGGUGUGUUACCAGACCGAAGCAAGAAAAUUGUGCCAACUGUUUACCACGACCUAAUGACCAAUGCAAAUUCUCCCAUCAUUGACUUCUAUCCACGAGACUUUGAAUUGGACAUGAACGGCAAAAAGAUGGAAUGGGAGGCAGUGGUCAAAAUUCCAUUCAUUGACGAAGCGCGACUUCUGGCUGCCAUGGCGCCCCAAAACGAGCUCCUUAGCGACGACCAAAAGGCGCGGAACGGCUUUGGAGUUCCUCUCAAAUUCACAUACUCUCCCGAAGUCAACUUUACUUAUCCUUCUCCACUUCCUGGAAUUUUCCCAGAGAUACAGUAUUGUCAUUGCAUUGAGAAUAUCUUUGAUUUACCCAAUAUUGAGGGACUCGAUUACGUCUCUGGACUGACGAAUGGAGCUCUGGUGAAUAUAAAGGCUCUUGCUGGAUUCCCGACUCUACACACACUGCCACACACGGCACAGCUAGUAGAAGGAUAUGGAGUCAAUGUUUUCCAGCAAGACAGCAGAAAUCCAAGUGUCAUCGUGACUCUUACCGGUACUGAGAUGCGGACAAAGGUUGAAACAUGGAAAAAGAAGCUAGGCCAACGCUGCUUCGUUGGCUAUCCAUUCAUUCAAGAAGCCAAAGUUAUCAAGGUACAGGAUGAGCUAUUUUCCUACGAGCUGGCCGAAGAUGAAGAAACUGUUGUUACCAAAGAUCAUGACAACAGAACAGCUUCCGAUUUUGCAAAGGAGGCCGAGUUUCUAGAGAAUUGGCAUGCCAAACGCCUGGGAAUCACGGUUGGCCAGGUUGAAUGCCUUGUUCACGUUCAUAUGCUCAAGGGUCUCAUCAAAACGGAAGAGGGUGCUCUAAUCAAGGAGUACGCUGAAAACCCCAGCUUGCGCAAGGUCUACGCGUCCCAAACCAUUGUGGAAGAAGUAGUCAACGAAGACGAACGUUUCAUCGAGAGACCAGCCCUGCCGAUUGAGGAAGAGUUCCCUCAAGGCACACGAGCUUUCUUUUUGGGUGAAUUCGCAUACGGUCGCCCCUUGGAGGUGACUGGACAUGUUAACGGCAAAGCAAAUAUUAUGGUCUUGGUUCCCAAAAAUAAGGAGCCAGAUAUCACGAAGAAGAUCAUUUUCCAAGCAGAGCGAUCCAACCCGUAUACGCCAUCCUUCGCAAUUGCCAAACAGCUAGGCGUCCAUCCUCUCAUCCUUAGCAAAAUUACGUCGUCUUUCCAAGUUAUCAGUGCUGCCGGCCUGAAGCUAAACCUGGGUCUCAAUUUGAAAUUUGAGGGUCGAAAGCUCAAAGUGCUGGGGUACUCACGCAAAUCGGAGACUGGAUGGGAGUUCUCUAACCUGGCUGUGAAGCUUAUUGCUGAUUACAUGGUCGCAUUCCCCGAUUUCUUUGCAGCGAUUCAGAAAGAACCGCAAAGAAGUGAGAUUUCUGAGAGCGACCUGUGGAAUGAUCCGAGCGUUGCUUCGCAGCGGAUCAAAGACAUAUUAGCGUGGCUAAGGAAACAAGAGACGAGCAAAUUUGAGCGAGUCCCCCUUGACGCUGAGCAACUCGAUUCGGGAAUUGUCAUGGCUCUCGCUACGGCUGGAGAACAGUUGCACCAAGCGAGCAUGGAUGCGGCUACCAAGACGCUCAACUCUGUGCCUCGUACAGCCUUGUUGAAGCCGGCGGAUGCGGAGAUGGUGCUAGGCAACCAAACGUUCAGGCUAGGAGAUCGGGUUACUUUCAUUGCCGCUGCCGGUAAGGUCCCAAUUGGAACUCGGGGAACUGUUGCCGGCAUUUCUCGAACGGCAACUGCUGUUCUCUUGGACGUCGUGUGGGACAUCUCCUUCAUGAGUGGCACGACUCUCGGCGAGAGGGCUCCAAUGUUCCGUGGGCAGACCGUUUCAUCAUCGACGGUGCUGAAUACUACCAAUUGGCAAGUCGUCUCUGCAUCAUCAAAAUCGCGACAGAGGAAAUCUGUUACGGCCACGGGAUCGGUUGGAUCAUACGGUUCAGUCGGUGUUACACAGUACAAGGACGCUCCAGCCCCUCCUCCCCUCCGAGGCGGAUGGCGUGGAGCUGCUUCAGGCGAUUCAGCUUCAUCAGGCCGUGGGCGGAACAGCCCUGGUCGCGGCGCUCGAGGAGGUAAGCCAAAUCUAUUGCACAGCGGACUUGUCUAUCGGCCGGGCCAACAAGGUGGUAGCCCAAGCGGUGACAACGCUCCCAAUGGAAAUCACGCUCCCAAUGGAAACGUAAAUGGAAGAGGAGGAAGUGGCAGAGGCCAAGGACGUGGUCGAGGCAAUGGCGGCAACAGAGGCUCGCUUGCUCCUCAGACUGGACCUGGACGAGAUCAACCAGCCCUCUAUGGCAACGUGCCGCCUCCUGCAAACCUUGAGACGUCGCGAGGCGGUCGUGGUCGUGGUCGAGGAGGAAGGGGACGUGGUGGACCUAAUCCCAACCGUGGCCGUGGCGGUGCUGCCGCUCAGCAAGCAUAG
Molecule: messenger RNA, 4263 nt
Organism: Trichoderma gamsii
Lineage: Eukaryota; Fungi; Ascomycota; Sordariomycetes; Hypocreales; Hypocreaceae
Product: alkaline phosphatase D
Exons: 5
Coding region: 1-4263 (1420 amino acids)
Biological process (GO): rRNA catabolic process; nuclear-transcribed mRNA catabolic process
Cellular component (GO): nucleus
Molecular function (GO): 5'-3' RNA exonuclease activity; RNA binding
Source: RefSeq, a predicted model, not a curated record